Scheffersomyces stipitis CBS 6054 is the source of this 820-nucleotide messenger RNA. It is a transcript of the gene MED7, whose product is annotated as mediator complex subunit. The record is from RefSeq and is a predicted model, not a curated record. NCBI's taxonomy places the organism in Eukaryota, Fungi, Ascomycota, Pichiomycetes, Serinales, Debaryomycetaceae. Gene Ontology annotation, molecular function: transcription coregulator activity. Gene Ontology annotation, cellular component: mediator complex; core mediator complex. The coding region runs from base 1 to 774 and encodes 257 amino acids. Gene Ontology annotation, biological process: regulation of transcription by RNA polymerase II. The transcript has a single exon.
AUGUCAACAGCAAACGGCGAUCUCAUAUCGUCCUUGUAUCCGCCACCGCCGGUUUAUGUCAAAUUUUUCACGACUGAAAACCUCAACAAGCUACAGGAAUGGCAGAGACAACAAAACGAUGAAGAAAUAGAAACAAAGCAAGAGGAAGCAGACGAUAAAGAUGAAAAAGACAACGAAAAACAAAAUGAAACACAAGACACGGUUCCUCCGGGCGAGUUGCGGUUUCUAGUACCUCCACAACCACCGUCCGGAACUCAUUACAGAGGCUAUGGUAACAUAUGGUCCUUUGAAGAUAAAUUGCCCAGCUUGAAAAGUGCCAAUUGGGAACAGCUAUAUAAAGAUGACGACGAAUCGAUAACGUCGGAAACUAAAAUAAAAGAAUUGCACAAAUUGAUGGACUCCUUAUUGUUGAACUUUUUGGAGUUGAUAGGAUUGGCUUCUAUUGAUCCUCUGCAAUACGAAAGUAAGAUCAAAGAUAUCUCACUUAUACUUAUCAACAUCAACCAUCUUCUCAACACGUAUAGACCGCACCAAUCUAGGGAAAGCUUGAUCAUGCUCUUGAGGAAGCAAAUCGAUGCCAAAAGAGCUUCCAUCAAUCAAGUUGAGAAGGUGUGUUCUGAGGUUAAACAAAAGUUAUUGAAAUUAACUAAUAUUCAAGACGUAUACAAAAAGGACAGUAUUGUGCUACCAGACAAUUCAGACAACUCGCCCAUGGCAGAAAACGCCGAGAGUAUAAAGGACGAGAUAAUUAAAAAGUUGUUGUCAGAACAUUGAUGGUUAGAGUGUGUAAUAUAAUGUACAAUAUAUGAAAGUAGAAUAU